AUGGCCGACGCUAACGAUUUAUACAAAGACGAUCUUUAUGGUGAUUUAGAUUUGGAGGACCUCGAUGAUGCCUCUCAAUUAGAAGAAUUAGUUGAACCACCAGAACUUGAACCUGCUACUAACAACGUAGGAGGACCAAGUACUGGUGUACCUCAAUCUAAUGUUGUCCCCAACGCUCCUGCUCCGGUAGCGGCGGCGACGACGAGUCAACCUAAUUUAGGCAACUUUGGUAUGAUUCAGCAACAAGACCCAUUUGGAAACGGCGGUGCUGGUGCCGGUGGUGAUCCAGCUUUGGAAAGGAUAAGACCAAGUGAUAUGCCUGAUGAGGGUAAAAUGUUCAUUGGUGGAUUGAACUGGGAAACAACAGACGACGGCCUCAAAGCUUAUAUGGCUCAAUAUGGCGAAAUCGAAGCUUGUACAAUUAUGAGAGAUCUUACUGGUCGAUCAAGAGGUUUCGCUUUUUUGACUUACAAAACUUCUGAAGCCGUGAACAAGGUCUUAGCGCAAACGCAUACAUUGGAUGGGAAACAGAUUGACCCAAAACGAGCUAUUCCCAGAGCUGAGCACGAAAGAACCGCCAAGGUAUUUGUUGGAGGAUUGGCACCUUCAGUCACCGGAGAAUCUUUGAGAACAUUUUUGACUCAGUUCGGCGAAGUUAUGGACGCGACUGUCAUGUUUGACAAAGAAACAUCAAGAUCUAAAGGAUUCGCAUUUGCCACUUUUGCAGAUGAAGAUAGUGUUCAGAGAGCGAUGAACAUGACGGGAAUUGAAUUGGAAGGUAAACAAAUUGAGAUUAAAAAGGCUCAACCAAGAGGUGCAGGUACACAACCUGGUAAAUUCUCGAAUCAACCGAACAAUCAAAUGGGCGGUGGUGGUGGUGGUGGUGGACAGCAACAAAAUAGAUUCCAAGGUGGUGGUGGUAACAUGAACAAUAAUGGAUUCAAUGGAGGUGGGAUGGGAGGAAUGGGUUUCAAUCCUGCUGCUGCUACAGGUGGUUUAGGAGGUGGAUUCGAUCCUAAUGCAAUGGCUAUGAUGUAUCAGAAUAUGAUGAAAAACAAUGGUAUGGGAUCAAUGAUGCCUGGAUUCGAUCCUUCAUCAAUGGCUAUGAUGUAUCAAAAUAUGAUGAAGACAAUGGCUGGUAACUCUGGUGGUGUAGGUGUAGGCGGUAACGCACCCGCCAUCAACCCAAAUAUGGCCAUGAGGAACGGUAUGGGUGGUAUGGGCAUGGGAGGUAUGGGCAUGGGUGGAAUGGGAAUGGGAGGAAUGGGCAUGGGAGGUAUGGGAAUGAUGGGUAUGAAUGGUAUGGGAAUGGGUGGUGGUAAUAUGGGAAUGGGAGGUGCUGGCGGAAUGGGUAGAGGAAUGAACCAAAACCAAGCUAGACCCGUACCUAACGCCCCUCGAGGUCCCGCAGCGAUGAGAUCCGGUCCAUCCACCGGCGGACCUUCUUCUGGUCAAGGUGGAAAUACACCUACUGGUCCAGGUGCGCAACGGUAUUCUACUCAAGGUUCAGCAAGAGCCAAGCCGUAUUAA
Kwoniella shivajii is the source of this 1530-nucleotide messenger RNA. RefSeq lists its product as uncharacterized. Gene Ontology annotation, biological process: regulation of translation. The transcript is spliced from 7 exons. NCBI's taxonomy places the organism in Eukaryota, Fungi, Basidiomycota, Tremellomycetes, Tremellales, Cryptococcaceae. The record is from RefSeq and is a predicted model, not a curated record. Gene Ontology annotation, molecular function: mRNA binding. The coding region runs from base 1 to 1530 and encodes 509 amino acids.